Molecule: messenger RNA, 4019 nt
Organism: Marmota monax (woodchuck)
Lineage: Eukaryota; Metazoa; Chordata; Mammalia; Rodentia; Sciuridae
Gene: Ttc22
Product: tetratricopeptide repeat domain 22
Exons: 7
Coding region: 393-2102 (569 amino acids)
Molecular function (GO): protein binding
Source: RefSeq, a predicted model, not a curated record
UGGGUUCCAGGCCUCUUUGGGCACGCCCCACUUCUGUGUCCUGGGCAAAUCCUUCUCCUCCUCUCAGCUUGUUUCCUCUUCUGCUGGGUAAAAAGUGAGAAUCUGCCUUUUGCCUCCCACCAGGGUUUGCGCACCCCGCAUUUGGCGAUGCACCUGUUUUUCUGGCACACCUGGUUGUGCCAUGCCGACGUCUAGCUGAGCAGCGAAAGCGGAAACAACUACAGGGAGUUCCCCAGCCAGCGCUGGGACCCACCCACCGGCGGGAGGCGCUGGGGACCUGGAGACGGGCGUGCGCUGGGCCACCGUGACUCACUCUCUUCGGGGGAGACCCCGUCCACUGCCCUCUUCAGCCUCGGGGGCCAGAGCGCGGCCAGAGGUGCAGCGAGACAGCCAUGUCUGAGCCCGAGGUCGCAGCCGACGACCUGGACGCCUUCAUCGACGACCUGGACUACCUCCCGGGCCACUUCCACCUAGAGAUGCAGCUGAACUUCGAGCCGCAUUCGCCGGCCCCGCUGCGCGCCCGGGAUCUGAAACUGCAGCGGGAGGCCGUGCAGCAGGAGCUCGAGCUGGCGGCCGUCCCACAGCGGUCGGCCGUGUGUCACCUGCUGGGUGCUUUCGCCUUCUACCUGGAGGAGCUGGACGAGGCCCGGGAGCGCUUUCUCCAGGUGGUCCGCGAGGACCCGGGCAACCUCAAUGCCUGGGCCAAUCUGGCACAUGUGUACGGGCACCUGGGCGAGGAGGAAGAGGAGGAGGCUUGCGCCGCGCGACUGGCUGACCUCAUGGGCCUGGCGGCGGACCCGGAGGCACCCGCGGACCCCCAGCUCCGCGCUGCACGCUGCCUGGCGGAGCAGGGCUACGCGCACGGCUUCGACGUGGGCUGCGCCAGCCUGAAAGAACGCGCACGGGUACUGGCAGCUGGCAUCGCGCUCUAUGACAAGGCGCUGGGCUACGGGCAGCAGAUCCCGAUGGAGGAGAAAAGGGGCUGGUACUUCACCAUGGCAACCCUCCUCAUCAGGCUGGAUGGCAUCUUCCUGGAGCAGGGCAGCGAGGAGCAGAAGAGGCUGCCUGCCUUCAACCGCACGCUGGCCCUGCUGCGGCAGGUCCUCAAGUCCUCGGACCCCCGACACCGAGCACUGGCCUGGUGCUAUCUUGGAAUGCUGCUGGAGAGGAAGGACACCUUCUCCACCACCCCUAUGGGCGUCCAUGACUGUGGGUACUCCGGGACUGACCCCCUGGACUGCUUCGGCAAGGCCAUUGAGAUUGCCAAGGACCAACCUCCUAUCCUGAAUCACCUGGCCAAAAUCUUCCACUUCCUAGGAAAGCAGGAUAUGGCCAUUGGAACCUGUAACAUGGCCCUGGAUGUCCUACGAGAUCCAGAGCUCAACUGGCAAGCAUACUGCACAAGGGCCAAGAUCCACAUCAGAGCCUACCUGCACGACCUGACACGGGCCAAGAUGGGGCUUGGGGGCAUGCCGGACAGGAAACACCUGGCCUGCGCCAAAGCUGACCUUGAGGAAGUAGUCAAGGUGUGCCCAGGCCUCAGGACAUACCUGGACAUUGGCCAGGUCUACUACUACAUGGGCGUGGACGCCAUGCGGGAGCUGCUGGCGGUGGACGAGGCGGCGCUCAACCAGGCGCUGGUCUUCCUGGCCAAGGCCGGCGAAUUCGAGCUGGGCGCCACGCUGCCCGAGCUGCAGCUGCUACGAGGCAAGUGCCUGCGCAUCAAGGGCGAGGAGGCCAACGCGGCGGCCUGCUUCAAGCGCGCCGUGGAGCUGGACGACAUGGGCUCCAGCCACACCGAGGGCUUCGGAUGCCUGCUUGAGGCGCUGCUGGUGCAGUGGAGCCAGGCGCAGCUGAGCGACGGCGAGCUGGGACUCGAGGUGGACGCCUGGCUGCGCCGCGCCCGGGGCAAGUACCCGGAGGCCUGUCUGCGCCAGGAACUGCAACGCGUGUGGCGCGGCCACACGGACGAGAUGCUGGGGGUGGCUAGGGCCUUAGUGGCCCAGGGACGGCCAGCGCUAGUGCGGAUGCUUUUCGAAACCAUGGAAGUAGAAGGUGAGAGUGGUGGAGAGGCGCGCAGGCGCCGUGCGCUCUCCUUCUGAGUCUCAGGAGUCCAGGCCCCGCCCCGCAGAGGUUCUGAGCCGGUUCAAGGCGCUGAAGUUGGGCGCCUCUGCCACCGGCAGGCUGCUUGAGGUAGCCAAUCAGAUUCCUUUUCCGAAACUGAGAGGUGGACAUUGAGACUAAGGCAGUUCGAGCUGCCCACUAAGGCCUGACUGCCAGUUUGGGGACUCUCAUGAGCCAUUCUCUAUAAGAAGAUAAGGGAUUGCCCGGUGUGGGAGUGCACACCUGUGAUCCCAACUGCUGAGGCAGGAGGACUGCGAUUUCAAGCCCACGCUGGGCAAAUUGGGCAAGACCCUGUCUCAAAAAACAAAAGACUAACGUUGACUGUUGACUGCAGUCUCGGGUCCUGCAGCCGGAAAAAUUUCAGAGUGGACUCAAAGGCAAGGUGACACAGUGAGUGGACUAAGGCAGGGCCUUAACUUAAACCUGAGUGCUCAGUCCUUUCACCACCUCCUACCAGUUUUCCAGCAGUUGUCAUUCUUGGUCUGCUUGGUCCCAAAGUCCUCUGGAAUUCCUUGAAAUAGAAUUUGUCAAUAGAACCUUUACUUGACUUCUCUGUUCUGGAGAAAAUCUAGGGGCCCCACCCAUUAGGAAAUGCCACCUACUCUCAAUCUUGAAUCUUCUAUGAGAGAAUGAGGGAGAACUUGGACCUUUAUGUUCUGUAAUCAUCAUCACAGAAUCUUAGAUGUGGAAUUUUGUCAAAGCCUUAGUAGACCUGAUAGCCACCAAAUUGUACAAGGGUUGAGCUAGAUUCUGUGGUCUCACACACAGAAGCUACUUUAACCCCAAAUCCCAGAUUAAGUUUUUGCCAGAGACCAGAAAGGCAAGAUUUAUGAUUUUUUUUUUUUUUUUUGCAUCUUUUCCUUUCUUUGAAGAGCUAUCCUCCCUGCAUUGUUCAUGGCCAUGGUCCUCAGGCUCCACCAGGGACAGGGUGGCAGCCUUGCACUGCAGCUCUAUAUUGGUUUUUGAAACCAUGGAACUAGAGGAUGAGAGUGGUAGAGUGGCACCACUCUGAAGUGCAACACCGUCUGACCCCUUCACUAUGCAGAUGGAAAACUGAGAGUCACAGAAGGGAAGCAUUUGCCCAAAGUCCCACUUCCUGUGCUCCUUGCCCUGAAUCUCAAGCUUACUUUCAACAUUUUUAAGGUUUGGAAAAAUAAUGAUCAAUGGUAAAACAUUAUUAUGUGCUAAAGGUUUGUGUGUCACUUGUCCCAUGGUGCACUCUGAUAGUCAAUGUUUUUAACGCCACUGAUGCUUUCCAGAUACCUAGAAAUCAGACAAGGAGGCCACUUUGAGGCCGCUGAAUUCCACCUCAGGCUCACCAUGGCUCACCAUUUGGGACUGUGGUAUUCUCUCCCCACCUCCUUCUCCUCUCAUCUUCAUUGCAUCAGAGGCCAGGAGGUGACUCAUCAGUGGGCAGUACUUGUGGCCCUUUUCUCCCUUCACCCUGCCCACUCCCAUCCUUUCUCCACCAAGACCAUGACUGUGACCUUCCUUAAGAUGGAGAUGCAUUUCCUUCCACUUCCCUACUGGCAAGAUUUAAAAAGUUGCUGAAGUUGGUGCCCCCACCUCCAGUGUUUCCUUCCUUGCAUUUCUUGUCCCCAAGUUCAUGCGUUUCUCCCUCCAUUGCCCCUGCCUCCUGUCAUAACCUUUUUUUUUUUUUGAACCAGAGAUUGAACUCAGGGGCACUUGACCACUGAGUCACAUCCCCAGCCCUAUUUUGUAUUUUAUUUAGAGACAGGGUCUCACUGAGUUGCUUAGUGCCUUGCCAUUGCUGAGGCUGGUUUUGAACUCGCGAUCCUCCUGCCUCAGCCUCCUGAGCCGCUGGGGUUACAGGUGGGCGCCACAGCGCUCAACUAUCAUAACCUUUUGAAUAAAAUUUCUUUCUGAGAACCUCA